This is a messenger RNA of Cercopithifilaria johnstoni, 534 nucleotides long. NCBI's taxonomy places the organism in Eukaryota, Metazoa, Nematoda, Chromadorea, Rhabditida, Onchocercidae. The record is from the annotation of a GenBank genome assembly.
AUGAUAAAUUUUUGUGGACUUGGAAUACUAACUUCAUCAGUGAUCAUUGACAUUUCUAAUUCGCUUGCAGUCGAUGAGGAUAUUUCCAUGGAAGGAGUUGUUUCUAUUGAGAGAUCUGUUUCGAUGGAAGAAGCUGUUUCGGUGGAAGAAGUUGUUUCCGUGGAAGAAGCUGUUUCGGUGGAAGAAGUUGUUUCUGUGGAAGAAGCUGUUUCGGUGGAAGAAGUUGUUUCUGUGGAAGAAGCUGUUUCGGUAGAAGAAGCUGUUUCCGUGGAAGAAGCUGUUUCGGUGGAAGAAGCUGUUUCUAUGGAAGAAACUGUUGACAUCGUAGAAUUUGGUGAAUUGAGUGUUGCUAACGUGGAAGAAACAGUUGAUGUGGUUUCAUCUGCAAAUCAAAUCAUUGCUCUACAGAAAAACACUUUGAUAAGCUUAUCAAAAAUUUAUAUCUUAACAAGUUAUUUUGGUACUAUUCAUAAAUGGCCACUACCACAGCAUGCUCAAAUUGAACUUACCCUCUUGGCCCAGUACAAUAAUUGA